Molecule: messenger RNA, 5390 nt
Organism: Scophthalmus maximus (turbot)
Lineage: Eukaryota; Metazoa; Chordata; Actinopteri; Pleuronectiformes; Scophthalmidae
Product: thiamine transporter 1-like
Exons: 5
Coding region: 78-1508 (476 amino acids)
Biological process (GO): transmembrane transport; vitamin transport
Cellular component (GO): plasma membrane
Molecular function (GO): vitamin transmembrane transporter activity
Source: RefSeq, a predicted model, not a curated record
CUGCCUAAAUUAGACCGCGCCCCUCGCCGGGACGGGGCCCGACCCGUCCCCCGGGGAGCCGGAGGGGAGAAGGAGCGAUGGGUUUCUGCUGGAGCGGGGAGUGCGGCUGCAGCGGGCCUUGCCGGGCCGGCCAUUAUGUGCCAUGCUGUACCGGAUGGGUGGGCCCCACUGUGCUGCUCUGCGUCUACGGCUUCUUCUCCAUGAUGCGGCCCAUAGAGCCUUUCUUGACAGAGUUUCUCACAGGGACUUACAAGAACCUCACCACGGAGCAGGUGACCAGACAGGUGUUUCCCGUGCUGACCUACUCCAAUGUGGUCCUGCUCGUCCCGGUCUUCCUGGUGACGGACCUCCUCAGGUACAAGCCAGUAAUCGUCCUCCAGGGCCUCACCUAUGUCGCCACGUUCCUGCUCCUGCUCGUCGGCUCCGGGGUCCACUCGGCGCAGUUGGCCCUUUUCAUCUACAGCAUCGCCAUGGCGGCAGAUGUGGCCUACUUCUCCUACAUUUACACCGUGGUGCACGCCAGCUACUAUCAGCGAGUGACGAGUUAUGUCCGGGCGGCCAUACUGCUGGGCUACGCUGUGGGUGGCCUGCUGGCUCAGCUGCUGGUGUCGCUGGGUGGGGUGUCCCUCUAUUGCUUGGCUGUUAUAACCCUCAUCUCCGUCUCCGCGGCGCUGAUAACCACCUUCUUCCUGCCCAUGCCCAAGACCAGUUUAUUUCUCCACGGAGCAUAUCCUGCGCAACAGGGGAGUCCCCCGGACGAGGGCGGCGCGCACGACUCCGAAAGUCAGGACUUUUGGGUGAAGAGCGCGGCGGCUGCCGAGCACGUCGGGAGGAUGCUCACAAGUGUCCUGGUGGACUGUAAGAAAUGUUACUCCUCCGCGGCCUUGCUCUUCUUCUGCAUAUGGGCAGCGACGGGGCGGUGCGGCUUCUACCAGGUUACGGGCUACGUCCAGCUCCUCUGGGUUCACAUACAGCCCCACAACUUCACAGCCUACAACGGAGGGGUGGACGCCAUCGGCACACUGUCAGGCGCCGCGGCCACGGUUGCCGUGGGCCACGUGUCCCUGGAGUGGUCCGUGUGGGCCGAACUGAUCCUGGGGGGCUUCACGCUCCUGAUCGCCGGCGCUCUGUUCCUGAUGGACCUGACCGACAACAUCUGGAUCAGCUACGCGUGCUGCGUCCUCUUCAAGACGCUUUACAUGCAGCUCGCCACCGUCUGCACUUUCCAGAUAGCCAAGGCGCUGAACAGGAGGCGCUAUGCGCUGGUCUUCGGCGUGAACAGCUUUGCGGGCGCGGUCCUGCAGAGCGUCCUCACCGCCGUCGUCAUCAACACCAGGUCCCUGCAGCUCACCAUCACCUCGCAGUUCUUCAUCUACGCCUCGUACUUUGCCGCCCUUUCCCUGCUGUUCACAGUCAGAGGUGUGCACACGGUGCUGCGCGCCAAGUGGCCCGCCGCCGGCGACCGGGCCGGCGGAAGCCCCGACCUGCCGGACGGCCCCCGCCUGUGAAGCCUCUCUGAGAACACACUCCCAUAAAUAAGAAGUUCAUACUGCAGCAGCAACAUGGAAAAAUAUAACUACAUCAAGAAAUGUAUUGUUAUUGUAUUGUUUGUACCAUCUGAAAUCAGGAUUUGAGAAACUGGGACUCAUCCAGAGGGUUUGUGCAGUCACCACGUGUGGCCACUAGAGGUCAGUACCUGCACAAUAUAAAACUAGGAGAUCACUACACGGCAGCUCUGAAAACAUUGGAUCAUGUUUCUAUAAGUUGUGUUUCACAGAGACACCGUCAGUUCUGAGUACACCAGGAGCUUUGUGGGCGUUUUAUUGUUUCCGUUGCCCGUCUUUCUGUUUUUUCCCCCCUAAUGCAUAUUGUAUACGUCUCGCACGCCGUCCUGCCCUUUUAUUAUCGGAGCCAACCGUCCGUGUAACGGUUUAAUGCUGCUUUUCUUUUCAUGACGUCCCUCGGAGUCACUAUCACACCCAAGCCCGCUUUUGUCACGUGGACGUUUAGGCCGGCAAACGGCCUUUUAACCUUUUUUCUUUGUCUCCUUUCUUCUCACGCGCUGCUCGUUCGGAGUAGCGGCCGCGAGGCCACGUGGCGGCCACGUGCGGCGCUCGUUGGGGAGCUUAUUGAAAGCAGAGCGUUCAAAACAUAUCGUGGCCGGAGCAGCUCAUCUGAAAAAAAUGAGACGGUGAACACUGCCGCCUGCUUGUGAAAUAUCAUUCAUACCGCAUUAUAAUUUAAAAAAACUAAAUACGCUUUUGUUUUUUAUCAACAAGAUGAUAUUUCUAAAUGAUCAGUGGAAAAAUAACAUUACUGAUUUCGUUUUUUUUCUUUUCUUUGCUCCGAAACAAACGUGACCACGUACAAACAAAACUCUGAUCAACGAUGGGGAACACGCUUGUGUUCUUGGCUCCUUUGUCGUUCGCUUGUGUAAAAGAAUCAAUAAAAGAUUUGCUGAGAACAUCAAACAACACAUUUAAUAUACUUGGAGGCACGAUCAAUUUUUAAACUGGCACUCAUCAGGACGGCUUAAUAACUUAAUAACUUAAUAAUCUCUCAAACAGCCCGCUUGUUGUGAUACCUGCACAUAUUACAACCGUCAUUUCUGGGAAAUUCAUUUCUUUUUAUGUUACUUAGAGAGACUCUCUGUACGUUUUGGUGCAGAAUCUCAAAUUCGCCCCUAAAACGUUUUCCCGGCUCACGGUUGAUGUUUUGAGACUCAAACAGCGAAAAAGCUGUGGGCAAAAUCUGGUGCAUCAGUUGCACUGUUUGGUUCAAUAAGAAAGCGAGGGGGCAUAUUCUUUUUCCAAGCAACACGCUGUUGCCUGGUAACAGGUGCAUUUGUUUUUUCGAGGCCCGGAGUCUUAUUCAAAUAGCCGGCCGAUUCCGCGUAGCGACAGUAUACAGACGUCUGUGUGUGUGUGUGUGUGUGUGUGUGUGCGUGCAUGUGUAACCAGUUAUGAUUAUACGUGCAUGCAACGCUUGCACAAAUGUAUAUAUUUCCUGGAAGUAACAGUAGGCCCAUAGACGGCGCCUCAACCCGCCGACCUCCAUGGAAUCAGUGCGCCGCUGUGAUGCUCAGCAGGUGGUGUGAUGAAAACCAGACGCUCCUCAUGGUCAUUGAUCAGUCAGGCAGAGAGAACCCCCCCCCUUCCUUAAAGAAGGAUAAGAAACAGAAGAUGCCCCCACCAGCAGAGGUCAGAUAAAGCAUGCGCAGUCACGGCCUGAUCUAUAAUUCACAGUCAUUAUAACAGUGAGCUAAUUAGGGCGCCAAGAUGGAUGACGGGGGGCAGCGGCUGUUGGCCGGAAGGAGUGGGGGCCAAUUGAUCAUAUCUAGACGGGGACACGUCCCCUCGGUUUACGUCUGGCGUCUUUGCAUUUCGGAGGCUGAUUGAAUGUACAGUGAAGGAGGAAGCCGCUGCUCUGCCGCUAUUCAAAAAAAAAAACAAUUAAGAAGGUCUAAUUGCAAUUUCCGUGUGUUGAAGGAGUAAUUUCAGUCAAAUGGUUUUUUUUUAAUGCAUUUAUAAUAUUUAAUACACUGGGUGUUUUUUUUUUAAUCCACCUGCUUGUGUUAUGGUCUGCUAAUUAAAUGAAAGCGAAAGUAGCAGAAAUAAUAACAUAGUCAUCAUAAAGUACACGUUCCGAUUUGGUCCAUUUGGUAUAACGUUAAUAUGCUUCUCUUUGUAGCGGAGCACCCCCGUGCCUACCUGAGCAGAUGGUACAGUCCAUGUCCAGGUGAGCCUGAGUAAAAGUCAGACAUCAGUCUGUGGCUGCUGACAGGUCGAGGGUUUCAUCUCAAGCCACGGCAGCAGAAGAGUUUAGGUUUUAGCUUUGUCUUUUUGUUGCGUGGACUGCAAUGUUUCAUGGUUUCAUGUUGUUACCAAAAAACCCUUAUCUUUUCGUUUAGUCAAAAUCGGGUUAAAAACCUGCAAAAUUUGCUAAUUUAGUGCUAAUUGGCUCAUUUUAGCAUGCUUACAAGCUAUGCUGAGGUGAUGAACGUGGCAAACAUCCUACCCACUUAGAUUCAGCACGUCGACAGUGUCACUAUGAGCGUUUUAACAUGAAUUUACACAAAAGGUUUUGUCUUUUUGACGUAUUUAAAUUAUCAACAUUAGGAUUUUUCUUGUUAAAUUUCUGCUUCGACAGGUCAAAAUGUCAAACAAGACGAGAAGUGCCAGACCAGUUGAAAGCUGAAAAAAAAUAAAUACAUGAAUUAAACCCAUACCAAAGUUCCAUUCAGCUUCCGUCCAGAUAAGCGAUGCGAUAUUUCCCCGUCUGCUCGAUUCUCGUCUUUCACCGCCCCCUUGUGGCUGCGGCAGGAAGCGACGCGUCGACUACAAGCCACGUUGCCAUCCAUCAUUUCACCAUUCAUUUUCACUUACGAGCAACCUUCAGUGAUUCAUGGCUCAUUUAGUCACAGUGGUCCGUCUCGCUGACGGAGCACGUGUCGGAUGAGGCAAGGAAACGGCUUCAUCGUCAUCGCCACCUGCUUAUGAUCGCGCUGCCAGCGGCUCGGCUGGUGAAAUACAGCAGCGCCCCUCACUGCACGUGGCGUGCAGGUCGUCGCUCCCCUCUCCGUCCGAGAGACGAGAGGCAGGAGAAACUGAAGGUGGAACUAUCUGUGAGCGAUAUGUCAAAAGGUUUGACAAGGUUGGGCCCUGCAGUAUCAUAUUAAUCCCGUCCGUCAUACCUCCGGCACAAAAGUUAGAAUGGCUUCAUUUCGACUCAUCAUUCUGAAAUGCUUGACUUCAGCUGAAGCGUCGUCGUCCUUCUCUCUUUUUUUCCAUUGGCACUUGUGUGGUCAAGUCCCUGCAACCGGGGCAUUUUCCCCUAAUGGAGCCGUGAGUCAACACUACGUCUACAGUUGCAGCCUCUUGUCAUUUAUGAUUUCAUGCUUCCUGUGUGCGCGCCACGCCCCCCAGGCGGCGCGCGACGAGAGAAUACAUAUUGCAUCAACGGCCGACCCCCGGCUCCCUGUUUCCUCCCCACACAUUGGUCUCGGCAUUCCAAAGUGAGCGGACCGCGAGGCGCCGACCCGACCGUCCCGACUGGGGAGUAGCUGGGUUUCAGUGUCCUGUUCUCAGGCUUUUUCCCUGCUCCAUGCAGCCCUGGAAGAAGGGGGACGCCGUCGGGUCAGUCGGCCUGUUAACCCUACAGAUCCAGUCAUGAACCAGAAGGCCCCGCUCUCCUCUCCACCGUCCCCGAAAGCGAAGCCUCAGCGGAAGUGCCUGAAAUCUGUAUUCUCUCGAAUGGCCAUUAGAGGGCGACCCUACUGGUUGUUUCUAUAGAAGUCUGUGAAUAUGGUAAGAUAUGCAGCGCUCACUGUAGCUGCUAUUCUCACGCCCCUUUCACCGUCUGCGCCGCUAAUAUCAUCUCCACACACACAC